AUGGAACAAGCCCAUCGAGAUUUAGAGGAGGAGGCAGCUGAGAGUCUCAUGGGUGCUGCCAAGAUGGGCGAAGCGUGUGGUAAGAUUGAGGAAGAGACAGAUGAGGGUGUCAUGGAUACUGCUGAGAUUGCCCCAGCAUGUGGAAAUGAGGAGGAAGGGGCAGCUGAGAGUCUCGUGAAUGUUGCCAAGUUGGAAGAAGCCCAUGAAGAUUUAGAGGAGGAGGCAGCUAAGAGUCUCAUGGGAGCUGCCAAGAUGGGCAAAGAAUGUGGUGAAAUUGAGGAAGAGGGAGAUGAUGGUGUCAUGGAUUCUGCUGAGAUUGUCCCAGCAUGUGGAAAUGAGGAAGAAAGGGCAGCUGAGAGUCUCGUGAAUGUUGCCAAGAUGGAAGAAGCCCAUGAAGAUUUAGAGGAGGAGGCAGCUGAUAGGCAGCUGGGUGCUGCCGAGAUGGACAAAGACUGUGAAGAUGAGGAGGAAGGAUCAGCUGAGACUCUCGUGAAUGUUCAAAGAUGGAACAAGCCCCUAGAGAUCUAG
Schistocerca serialis cubense is the source of this 528-nucleotide messenger RNA. RefSeq lists its product as uncharacterized. The transcript has a single exon. The record is from RefSeq and is a predicted model, not a curated record. The coding region runs from base 1 to 528 and encodes 175 amino acids. Lineage: Eukaryota; Metazoa; Arthropoda; Insecta; Orthoptera; Acrididae.